Molecule: messenger RNA, 1351 nt
Organism: Microplitis demolitor
Lineage: Eukaryota; Metazoa; Arthropoda; Insecta; Hymenoptera; Braconidae
Exons: 6
Coding region: 205-984 (259 amino acids)
Source: RefSeq, a predicted model, not a curated record
AAUCAUAUUAUAUAUAUAUUGUUACAACAAUACCAACUGACGUAUAGGUGAAUACCAACUAAAAUUAUGUAAUGGGACAAUGGGUAAAGCAAAUUCGUUCCAGACGCACAUGCAUAGUGGACCGUUAUAUUUUUGAAGAAAGACAAUAAAGCGGUUACUUCUUUAUAAAAAAAUAUAAAAGUUGUUUCAGCUUUUUAUAAGAGAAUGGGAAGAUUCGUAGCGGUUAAGUUAGAAGACGAGGAUCAUGAUAAUCAUUAUAUGUGGCAGGGAAUACCUAAGCUAUGGUUUCAUAUUCAUGAUGACCAUAAACAGUGUUGGUAUCCCGAAAAUGAUGUGUGGUUUAAAGCAGAAAAUGAAAUUAUAUUCAAUCGCUGUCCACAAGGAUGGUAUCUACGUCGUAUUCGUAAAAUUGAUGGUAUUAAUUAUUGGACACUCAGUGAAGCUGAUGAAAGAGCUGAUCAACUUAAUCGUCAAGAUCGUGAAGACAUACGUCAUGAUGUGAUUAAAAAAAAACUAGAAAAACUUGAUGAUGGUUUUUGCAGUUUGCUUGACAAUCAAAAAAAGAUUGUUAAAAGUUUUGAAGAAAUGAUUAAGUUAUUGAAGGCUCCGAAAAAUCAAGAAAACAAAAAUAAUAAAGAUAUAGUAUCUUUAGGAGCUUUUUUGCCUAUCACGGAUCCCAAAGGUCUGAAAAUAUUUGAAAAACGUUUGAUAAAUGAGAGCUGGAUAUCUCAAGCUUUGAAUGAUCUGAUUAUCAUUUUAACUGAUGAUCAAAACAUAAAUGAAAGUAUUCCGAAAAUUCUGGGAGCAAUUUUUUCAAAUCAAUUAGCUACUCAGUGUUCUUGGAAAGUGCAAAACGGAAUAAAAAUUAAAAACUCAUCAAUAAUUGAAAAAAUUAAUGUGACAUUAAAAAGUAUUGAUGCUGCAUACGGAGGAUUUGAAACAGCAGCAGCAUCUUGGUUUCAGAAUAAAAAAAAUCAACAAUGACACCGGAAUAAAAAUCAAGUUUCAUUUACUUAUAAAAUAGUUUAUAGUUUCUUAAUUAUUUUCGUACUUUUAUAUUUAUUCAUUUAAUUACUAUUAAUGAUUGUAAAACAGAUUCUAUAAACUUCUUAUUGCUUGACUAGUAUUAAGAAUCAAUAAAAAAAAUUGCAUGGUCUUAGCCGUUUUGUGAAAACUUUAAUUUGAAAAAAGAAAAAUCAUUAUUGCUAAUUAAAAAUAUACGUUUUUAAAAUUUCAUUUUCUUUUGAAAACUAUGAGAAAUUAUCAAGUAGAAAAAAAUUAUGUUAGGUCUUGAGAAGUCAAAUUUGUAAAGUUUUUUAUAUAAAAAUUAAGACAUUAGAAUUUUAGGCGG